AUGGCAUCAGCAUCAUCAUUAUCAUCAUCAGCAGCAGUUGCAUCAGUAGCACUAGCAGCAGCAGCAGUAGUGGCAUCAGCAGCAGCAGUAGCAGCAUUAUCAUCAUCAGCAGCAGCAGUCAGUAGCAGCAGCAGCAGUAGUGGCAUCAUCAUCAACAGCAGCAGCACCAACAGCAGCAGUAAUGGCAUCAGCAUCAUCAUUAUCAUUAUCAUCAGCAGCAGCAGUUGCAUCAGUAGCACUAGCAGCAGCAGCAGUAGUGGCAUCAGCAGCAGCAGUAGUGGCAUCAGCAGCAGCAGUAGCAGCACCAGCAGCAGCAGUAAUGGCAUCAGCAUCAUCAUUAUCAUCAUCAGCAGCAGUUGCAUCAGUAGCACUAGCAGCAGCAGCAGUAGUGGCAUCAGCAGCAGCAGUAGCAGCAUUAUCAGCAGCAGCAGCAGCAGUAGCAGCAGCAGCAGUAGUGGCAUCAGCAGCAGCAGUAGCAGCACCAGCAGCAGCAGUAAUGGCAUCAGCAUCAUCAUUAUCAUCAGCAGCAGCAGUUGCAUCAGUAGCACUAGCAGCAGCAGCAGUAGUGGCAUCAGCAGCAGCAGAAGCAUUAUCAUCAUCAUCAGCAGCAGCAGAAGCAUUAUCAUCAUCAUCAGCAGCAGCAGCAGCAUUAUCAUCACCAGCAGCAGCAGUACGAAGAACAUUUCAGCUGGCAGCGGACACUGA
Pogoniulus pusillus (Red-fronted tinkerbird) is the source of this 705-nucleotide messenger RNA. RefSeq lists its product as uncharacterized. The transcript has a single exon. Bases 1 to 705 code for a protein of 234 amino acids. The record is from RefSeq and is a predicted model, not a curated record. NCBI's taxonomy places the organism in Eukaryota, Metazoa, Chordata, Aves, Piciformes, Lybiidae.